AGCGGAUAGGUACGCCUUUCCUCACGGUAUUCGAAAGCUGAGGGAGCCAUCAGAAGAGGGAGGGCGAGGAAAUACUCAAAAAAAGCUAGUAGUCGAACCGCACUCGCUGGCGGACGGCGAAGGCAGCCCGAGUAGCCCAGCAAGUAGAUUCGCGGAACGCGGCACGGCCAUAAAUCGACACACAUACAUUUUUAAAGUUAUCGGGAACCACAAAAGAAAACAACAGAGAUCAGCGUCAGCAGCUGCGCAUAUCUUCUCUCGCUGCAUAGGCCCUCCCCCCUCCCAACCAGCUUACACACACACACACGCACACCCACCCGCUCACACACAUGAACAGCGUCACGCAGUGGUGCACCAGCACCGCGGCCGGGGUGUGGAACAAAACCCGCAGCACCGUCCAGCUCGUCUACCACGUCGGUGAUCAGCUGCGGCUGGUUUACAACACCGCGAACAGCCGCGAGGAGCGGAAGCGCGACCUUGACGCUACCGUGCUGCGUGUCGGUGGCUUUGUCGGAACUGCCGUGCUGCUGAUUAUCGUAGAUGCACACGGGGGUGUGCCCAACACGCUGCGGCGGCUGCGUGCGUUGCUGACGCCGGAGGAGUCGUCAGAAGCCCCUGUAGCCGUCGCGGGAAAUUCAUGA
Molecule: messenger RNA, 641 nt
Organism: Leptomonas pyrrhocoris
Lineage: Eukaryota; Euglenozoa; Kinetoplastea; Trypanosomatida; Trypanosomatidae
Exons: 1
Coding region: 330-641 (103 amino acids)
Source: RefSeq, a predicted model, not a curated record